CCCCGGAGGACUCGUCCCCUUAGGAAGGAUGGGGGCAGGGCAUUUCCUGUUCAGCCCUUUUGCCUUCAACAAAGAUGGUGCCUCCAGCCCCCGGCCGGGAGCGUGUGUAAUCCCCGGGUUUCCGGCUCUUUAUGACAUGGUCACUUUAUGCAAGAGGAAUAAUGAGGAGAGGGAGGAACCCUAAAUCUUAACCUGCUGGAUUAGAUGAGCUACAGAAAAUACUAGACCUGCAGUGCCAAUGCCUCGUGACAGAUGGAUGCCAGAGACAAGCAGGUUCUGCGUUCCCUGCGGCUGGUGCUCUGCUCAGAAGUGCUGGUGGAGGGGCUCAUCAUUCAGUAUCUCUACCAGGAAGGCAUUCUAACAGAAAACCACCUUCAAGAAAUAAAGUCCCAAGCCACCAAUCACAGAAAAACCAUGCUGCUUCUAGAUAUCCUUCCUACCAGAGGACCCAAGGCCUUUCAGACUUUCUUAGAUUCCUUACAGGAGUUUCCAUGGGUGAGAGACAACUUGGAGAGAAAACGUAAGGAAAUGAUGGCAGAGGAUCCUGUAGAUGACGGGUUAACUGGAAUUCCACCAGACGUUUUGAAGAACCCCCCAACAGAUCAGCAGAUUAACAAACUUGCCAGGAGCCUGGGGCCUGAGUGGGAGCAUAUUGUACUGUACCUGGGCUUGUCACAGAAUGACAUCUAUAGAUGUAAAGUCAAUCACCCUCACACUGUGCAGUCACAGAUUGUGGCUGCGUUUGUCCUUUGGAGACAGCGUUUUGGAAUCAAAGCCACAAUCCAAAGUCUGCACACCAGUCUGAUGGCCGGAGAAGUGGAUCCUUCUGUGAUCCAGCAUAUGCUUGAGUGAAGUCUUGUUAUCGAUUGGUGGCUCUUGAGUUUUUUGCUAAAUAAAAUACACUGGAUUCACUGAAUCACGUAUCAGUGUUCUGA
Mauremys mutica (yellowpond turtle) is the source of this 935-nucleotide messenger RNA. RefSeq names its product CASP2 and RIPK1 domain containing adaptor with death domain (gene CRADD). Gene Ontology annotation, biological process: regulation of apoptotic process; signal transduction. The coding region runs from base 253 to 852 and encodes 199 amino acids. The record is from RefSeq and is a predicted model, not a curated record. The transcript has 4 exons. Gene Ontology annotation, molecular function: protease binding; death domain binding. Lineage: Eukaryota; Metazoa; Chordata; Testudines; Geoemydidae.